AUGAUGUUGCGUGUUUACUUGCGCAGCGCGCUGCCCGGAAACAUGACAAUAGCCCUUUCAAUUAGUUUCCGGUCAGACGGAAGUUCAGCCGGGAGAGAGGAAGGACUGACGUUUCGAUCAGGAUAUUGGUGCACCAGAGAUCAAUGAGGAGUCUCCGUGAAGUCGACUUUAUGCUUUUUUUAAAGUUUCUUGAAUAGUUUUCUAUGGAGAAGUCUUCUUUUAGAAGCCGAGUUCGCGUUUGCAGUCAUCGAUUUUUACCUGGGCACCUAUUUUCGGUUCCUUUUUAUCUUUUAUCCACUCGACAACUUCAUUCAACGACUAUUCAGCCUUCCGGCCCAGUUAUGCUACCUUCCAUUUUCUUUUCAAACAUAAUCUCCGUGAGCUCUCAGGAAUAAUAGUACCUCGUCACGCACUAUUGCCUCAACCCGGUGAAUGAUAAACUUUUAUAUAGUCGCGCCAGGCCAUAUCAUCAGUAUUAGCUGUCAACAAAUAUUCAUAUAAUCAACCAUCCAUUAUAAUGUACUAUCUAUUUCUACACGUAGAGGACUCCUAUCCCAUGACCUAUCUCAUGAUAAUAUUAUGUAGAUAGAUAUAUGAAACACAUAUUGCUCAGACAUAUUUAGUUAUCCAGACGUCCUAGGCAUUCUCACCAAUGACAGCUCCACGAGGUUCUGGAGUCGCAAUACGUAGUGCAAGCAUCUCUAAGGUCGUCCUAUAUAUUUAGGAUCGGGGAUCAAUAAGCUCGCAGAACAGGGUAGAAAGCUGUGCCAGCGAAACAGGGCGCAGUCUCAGUAUAAGGAUGGCCACCCUAUGGAGAGGGUAACGCGUGUCGAGGUUAUACGAAGGUGGGGCGAGUAUUCGUCAGGGUAUUUCGCGCAAGCUCACGGUCCCGGCGGGCGCGAGCUUUCGGCGCUUUCCAGCCGAAUGUGCCCGAGGAUCACCGACGCUACACGAACCUCGUCUGCGCGUUCGCGACUACGACGGACCUACGAGGGCUACGACAUGUCCUAGGCUGUGCGAGAAUCUAAUUUCUAAACGAGAGUUUACACAGGGACGAUGUUUCUGUAGGCUGCGUGUUAUUCUGCCUCCUCUGCCCGGUCCAGGGCGUGGUGCAACGUGCGCGAAUUAUGCUCGACUUCUGGCGCGCCUAAAACGACUCUGGAGAAAGCUCGAAAGUGACCAGGAACACCUAGGCCCCAUGGCCUGAUCGACCGAGUUUCAUGAGGCUCCACUGCCCUGACUCGUCCAGGUUUUCUACGACAGUUUUCAUUUGCAUUUACCAUUGUACGGAUUAAGUACUGUCCAUCGUCUUACCAUUGUCGUUUGCUACGUGCUUCUCAUGUAGUGGGCGUGCGGGGGUGACUGGAGUGAUGGGAUGGGGCCAGAGCCCCAUGGAGUUCGGGUAGACCCGUCUCCAGCCCAGCUCCCCAGCCCCCUCCACCAUCGUAAUCGCCACAGCCCCUGCCAAAGACGCAGAGGGCCGCCUCGAACGCGAUGGAGGCCACCACCACCCACCAACACAAGGAGAAGGAGCCACGCGUUCACAGGCCGUGUGCCUUCGACAAGAUGGAGGGGCUGGUGCGGGAGAUGCAAGACCCUGAAAAUGGGGUGCCCGUGCGCAGCCAGAAGCAAUUUCUUACCUCAAUCCCGUCAGCGUUCAUGGGUGAGUGCCAUCGGUACCUGCGUUGUCCUCUAAACCUAAACGACCAGAAGAAUUCAGUAGGAUGGCUGCGUGUUGCAGGUUACGACCUUGUCGAGUGGCUGAUCGACCGACUUGCCAUCGAGGAAUCAGUAGAGGCGGUCCAUAUCGCCAAUCAACUUUGCCAGUAUGGCUAUUUCUUCCCAGUGAACGACUCCAAGACUCUCACCGUCAAGGAUGAUAGCUCUCUCUACAGAUUUCAGACACCAUACUAUUGGCCGUGGCAGCAUAGAACACCGGAUAACGUAGAGUACGCAAUAUACUUAGCAAAGCGUACCUUGAGAAACAAGCAACGACAUGCCCUGGAGGAUUACGAAGUGGAGGCUCUUAAUAGUCUUCGAAAGAACUUACAGAACAAGUGGGACAUCAUUCAGUUGCAGGCUGAGGAGCAGAUUCGAUUAUCCAAGGAGCGUAAGAAGGGUGAUAAGAUUGUCAGCGACUCUCAGGAAAGAGCUUUCUGGAGAGUAUAUAGACCACCACCAGGAUGCCUAAGCAGUUUGGAAGUCGUGCCAGUACCGACAAGAGCACGGCCAGGCCUACCAAGACCUCCACCGAGGAAACGAACUCUGGCUGACUUACAACGGGAAGUGGAGCUUCUGAAGAAUAGUCUAACGCGCACCAGGAUCAAAGUCUCAACUGCUAUUGAGAAUCUAAAGUCGUAUUUCGAGACUUAUAUGGAGUACGAUCCGAUGAUCGUGCAACCUCAGCCUUCUAAUCCUUGGAUCACAGAUGAUCAGACGUUCUGGCAGCUCAACAGCCCUUUGGUGGAAGUUCCUACCGAGAAGCGCGUGAAAAGAUGGGCCCUCUCCAUGGAAGAGUUGAUGUCUGACCCGACUGGUUUACAAGAGUUCACGAAUUACUUGAGGAAGGAGUACAGUCAUGAGAAUAUACGGUUCUGGAUGGCGGUGAAAGACCUGAGACGUAGCUUCCAGGCACAAAUACCGGUGAAAGUCAACGAGAUUUUUGAAGAGUUCCUGGCGGCCGGAGCGCCAUGUGAGAUCAAUAUCGACGGGAAGACUAUGGAGAAGGUUCACCAGGAAAUGCGAAAUCCAACCAGAUUCACAUUUGACUCAGCUGCUGAACAUGUCUAUACGCUCCUGCUCAAGAAGGAUUGUUAUCCUCGAUUUAUACGUUCGGAGCACUAUAGAAACUUAUUGGCAGCCGGAGUGCAGCCGCUUCAAAAAAAGAGAUUCUUCGGCUUUGGCGGUCAAGCUAAGAAAAAGAUCUCGACGACCACAGCUCCAAUACCAGGAAGUCUCCAGCAGCAGCACGCUGGCAUCGGUGGUGGCGGAGGUGGUAGACGUCGAGGAAGUGAUCGAAGUCUCUCUGGAUCUGCGCAUGAACUAGCUAUCUGUGGAGUUCGGGAUGUAGCGGCAACACCUAGAGUGCCGCAUUCGCACAGCCAAUCGAAUCUCACCGAUAUUCCUUACAGGGGAGAUCUGGCUCGCCUCGUUAAGAUUUCUUCGAGGCCUAGUCCACGUAGAACUCAGGAUGCUGGCGUCCCGGAACCGGCGACUCGCCCUAUGGACGACGUGUGUCCAUGGGAUGCAGCGCCAGGGCCAAGCAGCGAACUCGCAUCCUCUGAGUCGUUCGAGCCCCCAGGUCAACCAUGCAACCCUGCAAGAAUAUCUAGAAAGAAUUCGUCCCAGCUAGACUCUUGCAGUUCCUCGUCGGACCUCAGUGCGGCCAUAAUGGAGGCAUCGGAUUGUCUAAGAAAAUCCUGUGCACUGCAGAACACAAUGUCCAGGAACUAUUCCGCAAAUUCCAGUGCGAAGAUCAGACUUGGGGAUACGAGCAGACCGCCUUCUUGCAAGUACUCCUCACCACAGCAGUCCUUUGAUCUGUCUUUGAGUGUCGCUGAGAAACCGGAACCCGUGGAAACAGUUUUGGAGGAGAGUUCCGUUUCAAAAGUUCGUGAAGCGACACCGGAAGAGACUCUACCAAAGGAGAUUACUCCACAGGAGUCUGUCCCUAAGGAGAUUGCUCCAAAAGAACUCAGACUAGCCAUGGCACCACUAAUAAGUAUCAGUGCCAUUGUCGGCGACCUGGCUGAAGAUCAACCAGACACUGAGGACAUUCAGGUCAUACUAGAAGAAGAGCCAGAAUCAGAGAACGUAGAUGUACCGAAGGGAGAUGAGAAAGAACCAGAGGAACUGGAGGAACAGAAUGUAAUCGAGGAGAAAGAUGACAAGAUUAAAGAAAAAGAAUCUAAGGAGGAGCAAGUGAAUACCGGAAACGAGGACUCUGCAGAGGAGGCUCAGGUCGUUCCUGUUUGGGAACCAGAUAAUCAGGAGGAAUCGGAUGCAGCUACUGCGACACCUCAGGAGCAGCGAGACAAUAAUGUUAACGAAGUGUGCCCAUGGGAAGACGAGGAAAAUUGUAGAGUGGACGCACCCUAUGUAAAAACCUACGCGACCUUAGGCUAUUUGUAAUGCGGCCCACCGUAUCCGAACGUUUUGCACUUGAUGAAACAAAAACCUCACUAUUACAGUUUCCACUAUUCUCACACACUCUGCAGGCCAGCCGAGUGUCCAUAACUUGGUGCUGAAACUUAUGGUGCUCGUAGCUAAUCGCGGUCCUGACCUUUCACCCAGAGACACGCGCGAAAAUGUACGAGCGCGCUUAUACUCUAUAGAACAAUGAUUAUUAAAGUCAAGAUAAAGGGACAAUUAUUCUUAAUCUAAUGAAGAAAAGAAAUCUAUGCUUAAUGUGCUGCUCGCGGUACGUCUUAUCGGAGAGUUUUAAGACGACACGUCACUCUUCCUUUUCAUUCGUUGUUUCGCUCUCCGGAAAUAUUUCUACGUACGGCCUACAGGUUUCUAUUCUGUCGCGUACCGCGGGCACUUGCACGCUGUAUUACUAAGAAAAAAGAUAUAGAAUUGAAAUGUUACUUAGAAGGAAGAUGAAACUUUAAUUAACGAUCGAAAGGACAUUUCUUGAAAGCCACGCUCUUUGGGUGACUGUCAACUAUGAGCCCUGUGACCUCAUCCUAAGAUCGAUCGCUCGACCUUUCCUUCUCGAUCGUUCUCGGGUAAUCUCUGCGUAUCAAACAUUGAAUCUAAUUGUCCUUGAUUCAUUAAUCUCAGUUAUUAGACUACAUUCUGAUUAUCCUAAUGUACGUACGUGUUCCUUACUGUCUAUUAGAGAACAGUAAUUCAGAGGUGUAUACCAAGUUAAGAAAGUAUUUAUUGCACAGAUAAAUCAGCUAUUGCCGAGCUAUACAGGCCAAGGUUGAACUGUUAAAUGUUCUCGUGUACGUGUUAACCUGGUACGCAGGGAUUAUACGAAUCUGUCUACUCUACUCUACUAAUGUCUCGAUGUGAAAGUCUCGUAAUUCUGUGUAGGAGCGCACUAAAUAGUAAAAAAACUAUAUCUUCGAUAUUGGUGUUCUUAGUCGUGUGGCUGUUCUCGCCUAAAGUCUUUAAUAGCAAAUGUGUAGAUUUUAAACGGCGUAACGCCCAUAAGCCGUGUUAAAAGAUACUUAAAGUUAAACGUGAAGAAAAAAUAAAAAGCUUAAUAGUGAAAGGAAACAGUAGAAGAUUAAUGAUGGCUCGAGGAGCUAAGAAUGCCAAAUGGGCAAAAAGAGAACGAAGAAGAAACGUCUAAAGUAAAUGUUCAGAGAUGGUGAUAUGAUAAACGAUGAAGGAACCUAGUCUAAAGAGAUGUCACUUAGAUAUCGAAUGACAAAGUUGAAAAUUAAUUCUAAUCACAAUUUUCUAGUCUAAUUAAGGGUCUCCGGGAGCUGAGACUGCCCCAGGUCCUGGAGUCCUCAAAAUAAAGCACCUUUCAAAUUCAGAUCCUUCGAAGUGUCCUGUUCAAGAUGAAAUACUGAUGAUCUUUCAACAGGAUUACUUUGCUCUAGUUUGACUUAGCUGUAUGCUUCGUUAUUUAUAAAAUUUGAGGCAUCCUCUUGAUCCCGCGUUAUGGACACUCGCGUGGCGUUAAGUGUAAUUCACUAAGGUACUCAUAACGAACCGUACUCUUAAUCGGAGCUCAAUUUAAGUAAGCAACUCGACGUCGUAGGUCGAUCAAUGAUGAAGAAGUAACGUAUUGCGAAUUAUGUGCUUACAAGCCCCAGUGUGGCUAAGAUGGCAGUUGAAUUGCCAAAUUUUGUUAGGAUAUAUAUUUAAAGGAAAAAAAAAAAAUUAAACAAUGGGACUCAUAGAUUUAGUAUCGUAGCCCGAGGCGAUUUCUUAGGUUUUGGCAGAAUUCAAUCAAAAAAAAUGAAAAAUCCAAAAUGAAAGAGAGAUAUACGAA
Messenger RNA from Cephus cinctus (wheat stem sawfly), 5956 nucleotides. Its product is annotated as regulator of G-protein signaling 11. NCBI's taxonomy places the organism in Eukaryota, Metazoa, Arthropoda, Insecta, Hymenoptera, Cephidae. Gene Ontology annotation, biological process: G protein-coupled receptor signaling pathway; regulation of G protein-coupled receptor signaling pathway; intracellular signal transduction. Bases 1495 to 4131 code for a protein of 878 amino acids. The transcript is spliced from 15 exons. The record is from RefSeq and is a predicted model, not a curated record.